UUAUCUGGGAAUCCGUGAUCAGGUACCAGUGCUGAUGAAGGCGCGGAUUACAAGCCACUUCUUGGUGGCUCAAGCACCGAUCCUCAGAAGUUCACCAAGAACCCAGAGGUUACUGUUCUUGAAAACAUUCGCUGGAAAGAACUUGGACUUCUCACUUUUGUUUGGGUUGCAUACCUAGCACUGCAGAUUGCCAAGAACUACACAGCUACAUGUUCCUCAGGAUACUGGGUAUUGAACUUGUUGCAAAUCCCAGCUUCUGUUGGAGUGUUUCUGUAUGAGGCAAUUGGGUUGUAUAAGGGACGGAGAGUUAUUGCAUCAAAGGGUGAUGAUGGCAAAAACUGGGGAGUUUAUCAACUGGGUCAGUGGUGUGCCUGUGGGAUGGUAGCCGGAUUAGUCGGUGGUUUACUUGGAAUAGGCGGAGGAUUCAUCAUGGGUCCCCUGUUUUUGGAGCUGGGAAUACCUCCUCAGGUUGCAAGUGCCACAGCCACCUUUGGAAUGACCUUCUCAUCAUCAAUGUCUGUCGUAGAAUUCUACCUUCUGAAUCGUUUUCCAGUCCCGUAUGCUCUAUACUUCAUUGUGGUGGCUCUUAUUGCUGCUUUUAUAGGGCAAUACAUCAUUACCAAGUUGAUCACUAUAACAGGAAGGGCGUCUCUGAUAAUCUUUGUUCUUGCCUUCACAAUCUUUGUCAGUGCAUUAUCACUGGGUGGGGUUGGAUUAUCAGACAUGAUUGGGAAAAUUGAGCAUGGUGAAUAUAUGGGAUUUGAGAAUCUCUGCAAAUACAAUGCCUAAUUUGUAGUCCUCUUAUUUGGACCUUCUCCAUGGAGCAUGGUUUAUUUUAGAUUGAUCAUACCGCGACAGGAUUUGAUUAUUUAUAAAUUAUAAGCUUUUUAUUAAUUAA
This is a messenger RNA of Pistacia vera, 898 nucleotides long. Its product is annotated as sulfite exporter TauE/SafE family protein 3-like. The record is from RefSeq and is a predicted model, not a curated record. Gene Ontology annotation, cellular component: membrane; Cul4A-RING E3 ubiquitin ligase complex. Lineage: Eukaryota; Viridiplantae; Streptophyta; Magnoliopsida; Sapindales; Anacardiaceae. Gene Ontology annotation, biological process: protein ubiquitination. The transcript is spliced from 6 exons. The coding region runs from base 379 to 789 and encodes 136 amino acids.